AUGGAGAAGACGAUGCGAUGGUGGUCCGAAUGCACGGCAUGCUGGCGCGAGAAGUGGAGUGCGGUCAGAAACGAGAGAAACAGAGCACGUGAAGAGGGUCAGACACUCAGACACGCUUACGAAGAGGCCAAGGUUAAAAUCGACAGUUUGGAGUUGGAGAAACGGAAAGUGGAACUGGAAUUGAUGAAGGCGAAAUCGGCAUUGCAUAAGUUGGCCGUGAAGAACAGCAUCACACAGAGUCGGUACUUUGAAAUUCCCGAUAUUACGAUACAACGCAUUGAUGAGGGAUGCGAUGCAAAACCAGAAUCAUUUACCGAGGGUGUACAAACUGAUGAAGACGCAUCAGAAUCAAGCGAAAUGACGUCAUCAACAAGAAGUCUACUCGGAUCUCGUUCUCCUCUUGCACAACGAGAGCGAAUACAGCUUGAGGAUCGAUGCGCUGAAUUGCAGUUGCAGUUGAAUGCCGCUUCGAAAACGAUUUCAGAAUUGGAAGAAGUAAAACAGGCCUUAACAGAAGAGUUACGAGUUGAAGUGGCAGAACUUCGAGCGGAAGUAAAACGACUAUGCGAAGAAAACGCUGCACUCAGAACUACACAAGACACAACUACGGGAAAUGACUGA
This is a messenger RNA of Angiostrongylus costaricensis, 621 nucleotides long. The record is from the annotation of a GenBank genome assembly. NCBI's taxonomy places the organism in Eukaryota, Metazoa, Nematoda, Chromadorea, Rhabditida, Metastrongylidae.